Messenger RNA from Vitis riparia (riverbank grape), 1038 nucleotides. Its product is annotated as dehydration-responsive element-binding protein 2D-like. Gene Ontology annotation, molecular function: DNA-binding transcription factor activity; transcription cis-regulatory region binding. Gene Ontology annotation, cellular component: nucleus. The transcript has a single exon. The record is from RefSeq and is a predicted model, not a curated record. The coding region runs from base 65 to 754 and encodes 229 amino acids. Gene Ontology annotation, biological process: positive regulation of DNA-templated transcription; response to stress. Lineage: Eukaryota; Viridiplantae; Streptophyta; Magnoliopsida; Vitales; Vitaceae.
CUUGAGGGGGGGCUGUGCCCAUCACUAAAAUCAAUCAGCUCCCCCCCUCCCCUCCCUCUCCACAAUGUUGAAAUCACCAAGCAUGGGCGUCGGAGAGAGAAAACAAGCGAAGAAAACCGCACAAGCCAGUUCCAGAAAAGGGUGCAUGAGAGGCAAAGGUGGUCCAGAGAAUGCUAUGUGCACUUACAAAGGAGUUCGCCAGAGAACAUGGGGCAAAUGGGUGGCCGAAAUUCGCGAACCCAAUCGCGGUGCUCGUCUCUGGUUAGGGACCUUCGACACCUCCUAUGAAGCUGCCAUCGCUUAUGAUGCUGCCGCCCGUAAACUCUACGGCCCCGAGGCAAAGCUCAAUUUGCCUGAACUAUGCGCUCAGCCUCCUGCCAACACUCAAUUCACCCAUAACCAAAUCCCUCCCAAUCCAAAUAUCACAUCUCCAUCUGUUACCGCUCUACCCCGGCCUAACAUCCAAACACCUCCAUAUCACAAGAAGUACUCAGUGGUCCCCCCUCCUGCUACCCAAGAGGUUCCGCCCCAUGCCAAACCAACCGCUAUCAACGAGAAAAACGGGGAAAAUGAUGAUGGAAUGGAGGGUGUUUGGGCAAACAUGAACGUGACCUUGCCUAAGGUUGACGACUCUUUAUGGACCGAGACUCUGAUGUCAAUGGAUUUCCCUGCCUUCGAUGAUACUGAAAUUUUCGGGAGCAACCUCGUCGAUGGAAACAGCUGGGAAAUGUUGCAGUCUCCCUGGCGCACGUGAUUUAAUCUUCCUGGAAUAAUAUACAUAAAAACUCCCGGCUAUGCCUCUAUGCUAUAUGUGUUUGUGUGUAUGUCUAUGUCAUGAUGUCUAUGUGUAAGGUAUGAAUAUGGAUGGAUGGAACUAUACAUAUGCUCUCUGUAGACUGUAUGUACACUAACAACCAUGACAUCGCUUGGGUUUUUUUGACCUCGUUUGUCAUGGCUAUUGCAUGCAUAAAACAUGUGGGGUGUCUAUAUGUAUGUAUGAAUAAAUGGAUGUGUAUAAACUGUGUGCUCCUUUUCACA